Stegastes partitus (bicolor damselfish) is the source of this 2914-nucleotide messenger RNA. It is a transcript of the gene rbsn, whose product is annotated as rabenosyn, RAB effector. The coding region runs from base 249 to 2585 and encodes 778 amino acids. The transcript has 12 exons. Gene Ontology annotation, molecular function: metal ion binding. Lineage: Eukaryota; Metazoa; Chordata; Actinopteri; Pomacentridae. The record is from RefSeq and is a predicted model, not a curated record.
CCAGGCAGGGCUGGUGCUGCUGCUGCAGCUGGUGUUGUCGAGCUGUCAAAGAAAAUCCAAACUGUCAACAACACAGUCUUUAUCGGAUACAUUUCCUCAAUCUGCUUUGUCCUGCUCUUCAGUGUCCCAGGUUUUUUUCAAGCACCAUGGACCUAUUAUGGGGUAGGCUGCACACCCCAUGACAUGUGGACCAAAGCAGGAUCGUGCCGCCUUGCACCUCUUCUGCAGCAACACAGCCGCCUGCUGUCAUGGCCUCCAGCUACCCGCCUCCCUUUGAGGGCACAGGUGAAGUGAAGGAGGGCUUUCUUUGCCCGCUUUGCCUGAAGGACCUUCAGUCAUUCUACCAGCUCCAAGACCACUAUGAAGAGGAGCACUCUGGGGAUGACCGCCACGUUAGGGGGCAGCUCAAAAGUUUGGUUCAGAAGGCAAAGAAAGCCAAAGACAAACUGCUGAAGAGAGAUGGAGAUGACAGACCGGAUACUGGCACUUAUGAGUCCUUCUACUAUGGUGGAGUGGACCCAUACAUGUGGGAGCCUCAGGAACUGGGCGCAACUAGAAAUCACCAGGACUUCUUUAAAAAACACCGCGCAGCCAGGAUUGAUCAUUAUGUCAUUGAGGUCAACAAGCUCAUCAUUAGACUGGAAAAGUUGACAUCGUUUGACAGAACCAGCUCAGAUGCUGCUAAAAUCAGAGCCAUUGAGAAGUCUGUAGUGUCAUGGGUAAAUGACUCGGAUGUCCCGUUCUGUCCUGACUGUGGAAACAAGUUCAACAUCCGUAACAGACGGCACCACUGUCGCCUCUGUGGGUCCAUCAUGUGUAGGAAGUGCAUGGAAUUUGUCCCCUUACCUUUGGCCCAGAAGCUGAUUAAUGGGACUCGAGAAGCCCUGUGUGUUCCUGGAAGUCCUGGUCAGUCCCAGUCUCCCCCAGCAGGAGGUGGCAGCAGUGGGAUGGGCUCCAGACGAGGCAGUAUCAGCAGCUUGAGCAGCGUAACCUCCAUGCUGGAGGAAAAGGAUGACGAGAAGAUCCGCUGCUGUCACCACUGCAUGGACACACUGCUGAAGAGACAGCAGAAGUUAGAAGAGAAGGACCAUGUGCCAGAUAUAGUAAAACUCUACGAGAGGCUGAGGAUGUGCAUGGAGAAGGUGGAUGAAAAAGCUCCAGAGUACAUCCGAAUGGCUGAGUCUCUCAAUGCCGGAGAAACCACAUACAAUCUUGACACUGCUGGUGGACUGAGACUAGAGGUCCAGAAAUACUACGAACUGAUUGAUGCUCUAAGUAAGAGGAUUUUAACACUGGGAGGGAAAAAUGAUCCACAACCGCAUCCAAAGGCGCUCCAGCUACAAAGAAUGAUCCGCUAUACAGCCACACUAUUUGUUCAGGAGAAGCUGUUGGGUCUGAUGUCUUUACCCACUAAGGAGAAAUAUGAAGAGUUGAAAGAAAAGAGGAAACAGGAACAAGAGAAGAGACUCCAGCAAGAGAGACUGGCAGUACAGGAGGCUCUGAAGAAGAGGCAGGAGUCAGAGAGGAACCGUCCACCUGCCAACACUAACGGAGAGCUGCCCCAGGCCCCGAGAGCCUCACGUAUGACCAAAGCUGGUGGGUGGUUGCCGUCUGCUGACUCCGUCCAUGCACGCAAUGAGCUGGAAGACCCCCUGCUGCAGCAGAUUGAGAACAUUCAGUCAUUCCUUCGUCAGGCGCGGGAGGCCAAGAGAACGGAUGAGGUAGCCAUGUUGGAGGAGAACUUGCGUCAGCUGCAGGAUGAGUACGACCAGCAGCAGACCAGUCUCGCUAUCGCUCUCUCCCAGAAACUGGCUGCGGAGGAAAGCUUGCAGCAGGGGGAGCUCAAUCGCCUGGAGGCUCGGGAAAGGGAGGAGAGGGGCCAAUGGGGCUCCACUGUGGGCUCCACCCAGCCUUCCUUCACAUGGGAGCCGUCUCUGGAUAUCAGCCCAGCCGGAGGCUACCAGGCAGAGGAAGACGAAGCAGCAGAGGAUCUGACUCCUAAAGCUGAGAGGAGUCCAUCAUCCGUGAGGGCGUUUCCUGCUCUCACAAGCCAGGAGGAGUCCCCUCCCAGACUUAGGAGCUUAGGAGGACAUGUAACACCCCCUAGUGGCGAGGGCCAAAACAGCACCUCCCUUAACCCCUUUGAAGAGGAAGACUCUACUCCCAUUGAGGAGGAUCCAUCCAAUCCCUUCUUUGAGGACAUCAAGAGGGAACACAAAGAGGUAACAAACGGGAAAAAAGAGUACAACCCCUUUGAUGAAGAUGAAGACACAGACGAGGGCAAACAGGCUGAGACCGUGUCUGGCAACCCCUUUGAGGAAGAUGACACUGACACAGAUAACCCUUUCAUGGAGGCCUCCGAGAGUUCACCAGGAGCCUCGACCAACCCCUUCGACGGCGAAGAUGAUGAUGAGGUUGAUGUGGACAUGAUAGAGGAGGAACUGCUGCUGCAGCAGAUUGACAACAUCAGGGCCUACAUUUUUGACGCAAAGCUCAGCGGCCGUCUCGACGAGGUGGAGCUCCUGUCAGAGAACCUUAGAGAGCUUCAGCACACCCUACAAGAACAGAAGAAAAAGAAGCACUGACACAUUCUCCUCAGAGUCUCCCCAGUUACCUGCUACUUACCAAGUCCUGCAAGGCAAGCUCACUUUACAUGACUAAUGAGCCCAAUGAGUUUAGUUUGGGUGAAGUCUGCUGCACCACAGAUUAGGUUCAUCCUAAAAUGAACUAUGUAUUAGAGCUCAGUAGUCUUGAGUAAUUUCCAAACAUCUUUCUAAACCACUUUGGGGUCGCAGAAGGCUGGAGUCCAUCCCAGCAUGCACAAUUUUUAAGCACUGAAAGUAAAAAUUCAUUUGUACAGGCAUGUUGAUGAAAAUAUUACUAACCCAGUUGUAAUAGUGCAAACAUGAACAAA